AUGAUUUCUAAAAAUGUGACGUGAACCUGCAUCCUGACGUUAAAUAAAUCCUGCAGUCCGUGAACGCAGCAGGGAUAAGCCACGCCCCUCCCGGUGACCGGCGGCAGUAGUGGUGCGUUCACGGACUUUUUCUUUGAGAGUUUGAAAAGUUGUCAACAGAGAAAGAAAAGACGGAGAAGAAAGAGGAGACGAAGCAGAGUCUGCGCGGCUUCACACGGACUGAGGAGGUGGAGGAGGAGGAGGAGGAGGAUGGGCUGCAGCCACAGUCAAGCGAAGAAGAAAAGCAAAGGCAAGAAAGGAGAGAAGAGCCAGAAAGACAAGAGCAGCCGAGAUGACGGAGGUAAAGGGGCGUCGGCAGAGCAGGCAGAUGUUUGUCUGGAGAAGCAGCUGGAACGCUUUGAGUGGCAGCUGAGGAUUUUAAAGGAGGUGCUCUCGGCCAAUGGGAACCCGGAGAGGGCGGAGCUUCUCAAAGACCACGCCGACGAAGACGUGUGCACCCUCGUCCUGGGCAUCCUCGACAAGGUGAAAACGGAGACGACGGCCGAUUUAAACGUUCUGCACCAACACAGAAGUCAGACUGUGACCGAGGAACACGAGAGACACGUGGACGAGCUGCAGAAGAAACACGAGCAGGAGAAAAGUCAGCUGACGCGAGAGUUUCACGCCGCUGAGGACGCACUCAAGGCUGAGGUGGACACUCUGACGACAGAAGUUCAGAUUUACAACGAGCUGAAAAGACGAGUGGAAGAAUCCACGUUUAAAAAAGACCUGCAGAGGAACAUACAGGCCCACGGCAGCCCAGGUGCAUUCUGGGAGUCUGAGCAGGAGUCUCUGCUGUUUGUCAUCGAGAUGAAGAACGAGAAAAUUCAGGAGCAGAAGAAGAAGCUGCUGCAGCUGGACCAGCUGGUGGACAGGACCUUGUCUCAGGAGGACCAGAUCGUUCAGGUCCUGCAGCAGAACGAGGAUCUGAGAGUCCGCUUCAACAACAGUCAGACGCUCGUUCAGCAGUUGUCCCGGGAGCUGCAGGACCUGAAGGUGGCGCUGGAGAGGCAGGUGUCGCUCAAUCACAAGCUGUCUCAGGAAAAAGAGCAGCUGAUGUUCAAACUGAGGCACAGGGACUCGUGUCCGACCAUCCACCUGCCCGCUGUGGCCCCGCGGUGACUCAGAGCUGUGUGUCCCUGCAGCCUGCUCUGGGACCAGGUUUUAAAGACUCUGAAUCAGGUUUAACCACUGAACACAGUCCUGGACUCACCGAGGCCUUCACACUGGACUGAGACACGCCUCACACUUUUAAAGGGACAGUUCAGGUUUGUGACGCGUGAGCGCCCCCUGCAGGAGACACAAGGUCACUGAGUCUACGUCACAUGACCACGUCACAUGACUCAGGUGGAUCAGAACCAGACUGUGUGUGUGUGUGUGUGUGAUGUUAAAAUCACUCUCUGGGCUUUGGUGCGGGAGCGUGAGCGGUUCACAAACGUCCGUUUCACAGUGACAUAAAGACGCGGUCAUGUGACGUAGAGACAGGAAUCACAACCACGCUGAAACAUCCUCAACUGUCCCUUUAAGACGAGGAGCGGUUAGCCCGCCCGCUAACUCUGGUUGAUUUGACGUUGACUGACCUUUAACGUGUGUUUACGCUAGUUUAAGCUCCGCCUUUCAGAAGCUUCACUGUUACUUUUCUGAAGAUGUGAACAAUCUUUUGUCCCGUGAACAGGAUUUUUCAGUGUUUUUCUCCUCAUGCACGAGCACUUUGACCUGUUGUCAGCUUCUCAACUUUUAUCUUUACAGUCGGACCAGUUUUUGGUUUUGCUUUUUUUUCAGCGUGGAAAAAAGGUCCGAUGUUUUGUUUUUGACUUUGAAUAAAAAUCUGUUACAAAAAUAAAGAAAAUAA
This is a messenger RNA of Solea senegalensis (Senegalese sole), 1891 nucleotides long. It is a transcript of the gene ccdc69, whose product is annotated as coiled-coil domain containing 69. The record is from RefSeq and is a predicted model, not a curated record. Gene Ontology annotation, cellular component: cytoplasm; nucleus. Gene Ontology annotation, molecular function: microtubule binding. The coding region runs from base 250 to 1161 and encodes 303 amino acids. NCBI's taxonomy places the organism in Eukaryota, Metazoa, Chordata, Actinopteri, Pleuronectiformes, Soleidae. The transcript has 9 exons.